GGUGUUCGGGGGACGGAGCGCGGGUGGCUAGGAGGCGCGUUCAAACGCGAAUCAAUGGAGGGGCGGGGCCAGGAGGCUCCCCUCCCCCCAGCCUGCGGGCGCAGGGGGCGGGGCCCCAACCCCUUGAGUUUCCCGCGUGGGGGCUUGAGCCCGGCCGUUGCCUAGCAACGCCCCGCCCCGCCCCCCGCGAGCCGCGGCGGGCGCCAGCCCCCAGCAUGGCCUGGCAAGCCUGGCCUGCGCCGUGUCUGUGGGUCGCCAGCGGCGGACUGCUGCUGCUUGUCCUCGCUCUGCUCCUGACCCCCCGCAGCUGCCGAGCGCGGCGGACCCUCCGCGGCCUGUUCAUGGCGCGCAGCAAGCGGCUGCUCUUCCGUAUCGGGUACAGCCUGUACACCCGCACCUGGCUUGGGUACCUCUUCUACCGACAGCAGCUGCGCAGGGCUCGGAAUCGCUACCCCAAAGGCCACUCCAGAACCCAGCCCCGCCUCUUCAACGGAGUGAAGGUGCUUCCCAUCCCCGUCCUCUCUGACAACUACAGCUACCUCAUCAUCGACACCCAGGCCCGCCUGGCUGUGGCUGUGGACCCUUCAGACCCUCAGGCCGUGCAGGCUUCCAUUGAAAAGGAGGGCGUUACCUUGGUCGCCAUUCUCUGCACUCACAAGCACUGGGACCACAGCGGGGGGAACCGCGACCUCAGCCGCCGGCACCACGACUGCAGGGUGUACGGGAGCCCUCAGGACGGCAUCCCCUCCCUCACCCAUCCCCUUUGUCAUCAAGACGUGGUUAGUGUGGGGCGACUUCAGAUCCGGGCUCUAGCCACCCCUGGCCACACACAAGGUCAUCUGGUCUACCUGCUGGAUGGGGAGCCCUACGAGGGUCCUUCCUGCCUCUUCUCAGGAGACCUGCUCUUCCUCUCUGGUUGUGGACGGACCUUCGAGGGCACUGCAGAGACCAUGCUGAGCUCGCUGGACACUGUGCUGGGGCUGGGAGAUGACACUCUGCUGUGGCCCGGUCAUGAGUACGCGGAGGAGAACCUGGGCUUUGCAGGUGUGGUGGAGCCCGAGAACCUGGCCCGGGAGAGGAAGAUGCAGUGGGUGCAGAGGCAGCGGAUGGAGCGCAAGAGCACGUGCCCGUCCACCCUGGGAGAGGAGCGCUCCUACAACCCUUUCCUGAGGACCCACUGCCUGGUGCUGCAGGAGACUCUGGUCCCAGGCCCGGGCCCCAGUGAGGACGAUGGCUACUCCCGGGCCCAGCUCCUGGAGAAGCUCCGCCGGCUGAAGGACCUGCACAAGAGCAAGUGAUGCCCGCAGCUCACCUCGCGGUGGGGAGGCCGGCCAUGGCCUGCACGCCCAUCCCCCUCAUUGCUCCAUCACCGCCUCCAUCAGAGCCCAGGGUGGGUGUCAUUCUCCAAUACUGGUCAGGGAGAGGGUCAAGGUGGGGGACUUUGAGGCUAGAGAAAGGGGACGGGGGACUGCUCACAGGCUGAGAGGCUCCAUAGGGUGCAGCUGAGCUAUCAAGGGUAACAGGAAAUGAGGGGCCCUGGGACAUCUCCAGACCUAGCUGGGAGGGUCCCCUCCUCCCUCCCCCUGUUCCUGACGUGGUAGUGAGUGCUCUUAGCCCCUCCCUCAGAGGGCCUCACUCUCACUGGAGCCACUUAACCCAGGACACGGAGCCACCACAGGCUGAGUCCACCUUCCCCUGUCUCCCAUUCAGGGUGGGAAAGAAACAGUCCCCCAAAGUGGCCUGAUGUGAGAUGCCUUGGAAAAGUGGUCACUCAGAGGGGCGCCUGGGCUCUGGUUACUGAGACACUGCCCCUCAUCCCCCAGCCUCCCUGCCCUGCCUCCCUCGAAGGCAUUUUUCCAAUGAAGCCAUUUCUGAGAAAGAUGGAAGGUCUGGAAGUCUUGCUUCCUGGCCUAUGUCUGCCUCAGCGACUUCCCUACAGCCUGGAAGAGGGAGGGCCCUGGUUCUUGACCUCAGGCUGAGGAGGCACCAGAGGCUGCUGGGGUUGCAGCCCAACAGUCCUGAGGGUCGCACUGGCUCCCUGCACAGCUCGCCUGGUCCUUCCUGUUGGCCUCUGCCCCUGCCCUGGGCCAACAGGGGAGAGAGAGCCAUCGUCCACCACGGCCACUGCUGUUUUUUCAUUACGGCCCUUAUUCUUAGAACUUCUGCCUUCCUCUAACUUCUGCUUUACCCUCAGCCCCUUUCCGCUCUUAGCUAUUAACACAGUCAUCUGGCCCCUUGCAGUCUGCCGAGAACACUCUGUGUCACUUCUCACUUGACCCUAGGCCCCAUCCUGGCCGGGGGUGCGUCCCUGCAGCAGAGCCAGAAAUCAGGAGUCGGGAGUAAGUGGCAGCUUCCAGGACCCCAGGGCUGGGCCGUCCCUCAGCUCAGCUUCUCUGGUCAUGGGUCCAGGGCCCUUUGGGACCACAGCGAGGAACCGUAGGGUCCUCAAGCAGGCGUACCUUGGGUCAGCCAGGGACCUCUCUUCCUUCAAAGAGAAGCCUUUCCUCAGGCUCCGCGCCCCUCUGGCGAGCCUCCAAGAUGCCCCCUGCCCUUGGUUUCUCAUCAUCAUCUGGCCUCUGCCCCUUCUGCAGCCACAGCCUUUGAUACCGACUCUAGCAAUACUUCCAGAAUAGGUAGAGCACCCUGCACCCAAAGACACGCAGUUUCCUGCCUCUGUGCCUUCGCUCAUGCUGUUCCUUCAGACUGGAAUGCCUUUCCCUGCUCCUCCUGCCUUGUCUGCCUGGCAAACGCCUGUUCAUCAUUUCAAUCCCCCUCAGAGGCCCCUCCUCCACGAAGACAACCCCCAUGCCUCUCCCCCUCCAGGCUACCUCUGCUCUUUGUAAAUGCUUCUCCCCUGGCACUUACCACUGUAUUUCACUUGUUUACAUGUGUGUCUCCCCUCCAGACUGUGAACCCUUCAGGGCAUGGACUGUAUCUUAUGCAUCUCGAUUUCUGCGCCUAGCACGGUGCCUGGCACACAGAGGGCGCUCAAUAAAUGUUAAAUGAAUGAAUGAUUUAA
Messenger RNA from Artibeus jamaicensis (Jamaican fruit-eating bat), 3019 nucleotides. RefSeq names its product probable hydrolase PNKD. NCBI's taxonomy places the organism in Eukaryota, Metazoa, Chordata, Mammalia, Chiroptera, Phyllostomidae. Gene Ontology annotation, molecular function: hydroxyacylglutathione hydrolase activity. The record is from RefSeq and is a predicted model, not a curated record. Bases 216 to 1298 code for a protein of 360 amino acids. The transcript is spliced from 9 exons. Gene Ontology annotation, cellular component: mitochondrion.